CAUUUUAGUCGAGCAAUAAACUGAAAAUACCAACGGUCGUACAUACCGCAUCUUUACUAGUUUAAACAUUGACUCUUUGGUCUUCCCUUACACUGCUUCCUCGAAGCCCUUUUUCUAGAUCGCUUUAACCCAGACAAGGAAUGAAAGACAAAACAUGUAUAGUAUAUAUAUGUGUAUGGUAAUCCUGUUCAGAUAGUGUCUUGUCUGAAAGACUGCUAGAGAUAGAGGGCUCGAAGAGGAAGAUAUUGCACAUUCAAGUAAUGGGUUGGGGAGCAUUUCUUGAGCUUUUUGCUAAAUUGUUCGAUGUUCUUUCCUGGCCUUCCUUUACUCUGGUCUUUCCUCUGUUUGCUUCUGUUCGAGCAAUAGAAACUGAUUCAGAAUCCAAAAAUCAGCAAUGUCUUUCUUUCUGGGUUCUGUUUGCUUUGGUUAAAAUCUUAGAGUCUGCCCUUGCAAAUCUUUUGAAAUGGUUUCCUUUCUGGCCUUACACAAAGGGUGUCAUCACUGUUUUGCUAGUGAUACCAUGCUUCAGUGGUGCUUUUUAUGUCUACAGGCAAUUUAUUAGGUCCCAUAUUUCUGAAAGUCCACUUGUAUGGAAAUGGAACAUCUUUUCUGUUGACUCUAUCCCAAGGGGAGAAAAUUUAAUUGCAAGUGAAAAGGAAGACUUGGUUAAUGUGGUUGCAAAGAACAUUUUUGAGGUUGAAGAUGAACCAGAGAGACACAUCUUAUAUCAGGGAAACUCUGAAUGUGCUUAUGAAACAACAUUAAGGGAGUUUAUUUGUCCUGUAAGUGCAAAAAAUAUUCAGAAGGAAUGGUGUUGUGCUCUUUGUCUGGUAAGCACUACCAGUAAAACAUGUUUGUCUAUACAUGUUAAGGGGACUAAACACAGAGCCAAAGUAGAAGAGUUAAAAGCCUACAAAAAGGCCAAAAAGAAUGGAUACAAGUCCUCUUUAGUGACGAAGAGACCCAAUGGGAUAAUUUUGCUUAACCAAUUUGCUUGCAGUCUUAGAUCAAUUAGAUUCUGUAGAUGGAGAAAGCCAGAUCCUGGAUGGAAAAAAUUAAAUACCGAUGGAUCUUUGGAUCGAGAAAAUGCUAGUUUUGGAGGUUUGCUUCGUGAUUUCGAGGGUGAACCGUUAUGUGCUUUCGUCUCUAAAGCUCCUAGAGAUGAUAUUUUCUCAAUCGAACUCGGGGCUAUAUGGAGAGGCCUAGUUCUUGCUCUGGGUCUUGGGAUUAAAUAUAUUUGGGUUGAGUCUGAUUCUAUGAGUGCUGUGAAAACCAUUAAUAAUGAGCAGUCUUAUAAUCAGAAAGCAGAUACCUGUUUGAAUAAGAUUUGGGAACUUCUUAAGAAUUUUGAUGACUAUGAGAUAACUCACUCGUGGCGAGAAACUAAUAGAGCAGCUGAUUAUCUUGCAAAGAUGGUUAUUUUGGGAAAUGAUGUUGUACUUUCACCAGUCAAUUUUCCACCAACAUUACGGAGUAUUAUCAAGGCUGAUGCUCAAGGCACGAUUUAUUUAAGGGGUACUUCUAACUCCUAGUUGCAUGAGAGACUACAAUCACACUGUUUGCGGGGGGAGGGGAGGAUGAAAAGAGAUUAAAAUAUGUUACAUUAAUAAUUCUUGAUAGCAUGGGAUGGUUUUUCUCCUAAGUAUCCAAACAUGACGAAGCUGGUAGACAAUGUUGCAAGACUAUUAUGGUUCUGCUUUGUUACAGGUGGUUGGGGCAGAGUCAGUAGUAGGAACUUGCCUUUUGUUAAAGAGAGAUGAGGUAACUAUUCAUUAGACCCUUGGCAUCUUGUCUGUAGUAACCCAGUUGAAACGAACAAAGCUACCGAAUCAGGUUUCUGCAUUCUCAUAUUUCUCAUUUCUAACAUGCAGCUGGAUUUUUGUUCUCCAGGAUAUGUAGUGCUUGAAUUUGAUUUAUGAGAUUU
This is a messenger RNA of Ziziphus jujuba (common jujube), 1924 nucleotides long. RefSeq lists its product as uncharacterized. Gene Ontology annotation, molecular function: RNA-DNA hybrid ribonuclease activity; nucleic acid binding. The record is from RefSeq and is a predicted model, not a curated record. The transcript has 5 exons. The coding region runs from base 261 to 1532 and encodes 423 amino acids. NCBI's taxonomy places the organism in Eukaryota, Viridiplantae, Streptophyta, Magnoliopsida, Rosales, Rhamnaceae.